AGCACUUCAGCUCCAACUGCUCUAUGUUUAGAACUGCCUCUCUUUUAAGAUGGAUUUCCUUCAUAGGAAUGGAGUGCUCAUUAUUCAGCAUUUGCAGAAGGACUACCGAGCUUACUACAAUUUUCUAAGUUUUAUGUCCAAUGUUGGAGACCCUCGGAAUAUCUUUUCUAUUUAUUUUCCUCUUUGGUUUCAACUUAAUCAGACAGUUGGAACCAAGAUGAUAUGGGUAGCAGUCGUUGGGGAUUGGUUCAAUCUUAUUUUUAAAUGGAUAUUAUUUGGUGACCGGCCUUACUGGUGGGUCCAAGAAACUCAGAUCUAUCCAAAUCACUCAAGUCCAUGCCUUGAACAGUUUCCCACGACAUGCGAAACAGGCCCAGGAAGUCCAUCUGGUCAUGCAAUGGGCUCAUCGUGCGUCUGGUAUGUCAUGGUGACGGCUGCCCUGAGCCACAGUGUCAGUCACAUAGAUAAGUCAUCUGCCACUCUGCACAGACUGACCUGGUCAUUUCUUUGGAGUCUUUUUUGGUUGAUUCAAAUCAGUGUCUGCAUCUCCAGAGUAUUCAUAGCAACACAUUUUCCUCAUCAAGUUAUUCUCGGAGUGAUUGGUGGCAUGCUCGUGGCAGAGGCCUUUGAACACACUCCAGGCAUCCAUACAGCCAGCCUGAGCACAUACUUGAAGACCAACCUCUUCCUCUUCCUGUUCGCACUUGGUUUUUACCUGCUUCUCAGACUGCUUGACAUUGACCUGCUCUGGUCUGUGCCCAUAGCCAAGAAGUGGUGUGCCAACCCCGACUGGAUCCACAUUGACACCACACCUUUUGCUGGACUUGUGAGAAACCUCGGGGUCCUCUUUGGACUGGGCUUUGCAAUCAACUCAGAGAUGUUCCUCAGGAGCUGCCGAGGGGAAAAUGGCUACAAGCUGAGCUUCCGGCUGCUCUGUGUCAUGGCCUCGUUGACCACACUACAGCUCUACCAUUUCAUCAAGAUCCCCACUCAUGAAGAGCAUUUAUUUUAUAUGCUGUCUUUUUGUAAAAGUGCAUCCAUCCCACUGACUGUGGUUGCUCUGAUUCCCUACUGUAUUCAUAUGCUAAUGAAACCAAGUGAAAAGAAGAUUAAUUAGAAUUAUGCAGAAUUAGUGCUUUGUGGUGUCAGGAGGACCCUCCAGUUCCAUCACCCCCCAAGAGAGCCACAGAGCAGGGAGAGACUGGGGCAUUCCCCUCGGAGGGCGCACAAUGGCAGCCACAGGCCCCAUCCCACCCUUACAUGUGUUUAGUUUAGCUCUCACAGUGGUCUCUCUCUCUCUGUCUCAAGUUACCUGUCAACAUUUAAAAACAAAAAUCUGAAUUUCUAUAUUUUCUUAAAAAAUCUGAUGAUAUGGCAAUUAGAGGGCCUGCAUUCCCACCUGGAGACAAUCAACUGUCCCCGAAUGUCCCCGACAGGACGCAGGCACCACCCAUUUAUCACAGUCUCCAGCAUCCCAACAGGGUCCUCAGUCUCUGAUGCUUUUAUCGUCUUCAGAUGCUUCUGACUCUUGUGGACAUUUUAGUGGCAGCCAAAUCUAACUGCCUCCCUUUUCAGAUAAGGAAAUGGAGGCUCAUUCAGAUAAAAGAAAUGGCUGUUAUCACACCACCGCCAGAACAGGGACUAGAACCAAGUCUUCUGACAUGUAUUUCCAUUAAACUAUGUUUUGUUUCUUCAUUUUCAAGAGCU
This is a messenger RNA of Phyllostomus hastatus (greater spear-nosed bat), 1707 nucleotides long. It is a transcript of the gene G6PC2, whose product is annotated as glucose-6-phosphatase catalytic subunit 2. Gene Ontology annotation, biological process: glucose 6-phosphate metabolic process; gluconeogenesis. Gene Ontology annotation, cellular component: membrane. Lineage: Eukaryota; Metazoa; Chordata; Mammalia; Chiroptera; Phyllostomidae. The transcript is spliced from 5 exons. Gene Ontology annotation, molecular function: glucose-6-phosphatase activity. Bases 50 to 1117 code for a protein of 355 amino acids. The record is from RefSeq and is a predicted model, not a curated record.